This is a messenger RNA of Prunus armeniaca (apricot), 1476 nucleotides long. Lineage: Eukaryota; Viridiplantae; Streptophyta; Magnoliopsida; Rosales; Rosaceae. The record is from the annotation of a GenBank genome assembly.
AUGACCCAAAAGCGGCAACCUUGGACCAUCGAUCCGGAGCUGGACGGGAUCGACCUCGAUGCGUCCGACUUCGCCGCUUCCUUGCCCCUCAAAAAGGUUCCAAACGGCGACGUAUUCGAGGCCUCACGUGCCGGCGACGUUGACCGCCUCAGCUACCUGUUAGAGUCCGGAGUCAACGUGAACGCACGUGACCAGUGGGACUCGGUGGCUCUCUACUACGCGUGCCUCGCCGGACACCUCGAGGCGGCUCGCAUGCUGCUCGAGAAUGGCGCGAUAUGCUCGGAGCACACCUUCGACGGCGAUCGCUGCCACUACGCCGCGCUUAAUUUGAAGGUGAGGAAGCUCUUGAAGGCGUUCGAGGCCAGGCCGCCGCCUUUGAGCCCCUUGCAGGCCGCCAUGAGAGAGACCUUCUUGGGAUGUGGGGCUAAUAGUGCCUAUUUGGAGCAGGCUGAUAAUACCCAGUUCCAAAUUUCAGGUCUUCAAUCCAACGAUGGAACCAAUUCCAACUACUUCACUCCAGAUGUGGUAUUUUUUGUUCAAGGUAGACCCAUCGAAGCUCACAGAGUCAUCCUAAGUGCUCGGUCACCAUUUUUCAGAACAAAGUUUGUGACUGAUUGGAAACAACGCAAAGAAGUAAGAUUUGCGAGGGAAAAGUUGUCAUAUCCUGCCCUAUACAGUCUCAUCCACUUCUUUUAUUCUGACAGACUAGAGGUUGCUGUAGAUGAUAUGGAGGAUAUUGUGAGGAUCUGCAAAGUAUGUAAAUGUGAAUCUUUACAAAGGAUUCUUGAGAAAGAACUGAUUCACCAAAAAUAUGCCGAGUACAAAGCAUUGAGAGACAUAGACAGCUCUAAAAAGCGGUUCAUCUUACAAGGCCUGUCUCUUCCUGAAGAAGAUCAGCUUCCUGCUGGCUUGCACAAUAUCCUUCAGAUUUCCCUUGCCAAUUCCACCCUGGAACCCAACCUAGACAAUGGGGUGAACAAUUUAACAUCUUGUGUUGGUAUGAUGCAAAUCAGUGAUUUUGAAAAUGAUCUUGCGGAUGUUUGCGUAAGAGUUGAUAAAAAGAAUUUCCGAUGCCAUCAAGUGGUUUUAGCAUCAAGGUCGGAAUAUUUUAAAGCAAGAUUAUCCCGUAUGAAGGACUUUCAUGAAGGGAAAAAUGAUCUACCCGUUGAUACUCUUCCAAUUCUUGAGGAACAUGAUUUGAGCUCUGAAGCAUUUGAGAAAAUGAUAGAGUAUAUGUACACUGACAGAUUGAAGGAUAUAGAACCUGAUCAGGCUGGGGAAAUAUUUGAUGCCGCAUCUAGAUAUCUAUUAUUUCCUCUUAAGCGUGCUGUAGCUGAUGUAUUACUGCCACACCUGGAAAGUGCCUCACCUGCAGAAAUGUGCCAUUGGUUGAUAUUGUCAGACAUGUAUAAUGCUCCUUUAAACCCUACCCCAAAUUUCUCUCUCUCUGAAAUUCUGGUCAAUAGCUAUAGUUAA